AUGAAUCAAGUUUAAUAUAUGUAGGUGUUAAGGGAUUCAUAAGAAAUUAAACUUAGAGAUAAAUUCACUUAACUUUAAUCAAAAGCACAUGAUUAUGUUAUUAAAUAGAUGAAAUAAUUGGAAUAAAAAUACAAUUAAUAACUUUUGUUAAUUGUUCAAUAAUAUUAAGAAUGUAAAUUAAUGUGUGAAUAACUUCGAUUAAAGAAUGAAUAAUACUCAAAACUUAUAUUAGAGUAAGAAUUUAAAUCUAUUCAGACCAAAAAUUAUAUGUGUCUUGAAGUUGUUAAUUAACUUUUAACCUAGAAGAUAAAUUCUCUACUAUUUUAAUUAAAAAGUCAUAAUAUCAUUUCUGAAUCCGAAUAUUUUUCUCAAAAAAAUACACUCUAACUACAACUAGCAGAAAUUAUUUGUAAUCCUAACAACCAUGAUUAAUCAACUUAUAUAAUGCCUUUAAAUGAUACUACUAAGGCUACUUUGAUUGUUUCACAGAAUAUUAAAUAUGAUGAUUAAUUUGAAGUGAAGAAUAAUAAUAAUUAUGAGAAUACCUCUAUAGGAAUAUAAACAAACCUUUUUAAAUAGAAAAAAGAGAAAUCUGGUAAACAACAAAAGAUCUAAAUUGAAGAAUAAUAAACUAUUUCUCCAAAUAUAUCCAAUCAACUUAAUGAGUGUAUAAAGUCUAUUUAAGAAUUAUAAAAAAGUAAAGUUGAUUUAUAAGCCAAUAAUGAAUUAUUAAAAUCUUAAAAUCAGAAUCUUUAAUGCAGAUUAAAUUAGAAAGUAAAUAACUCUUUCAAAUGCAAUCAUAGUGUUAUUAAUAAUAGAUAAAUAAUAAAAAAAUUCUUAAAAUUUGAUGAUAUGGUUUUUAAAAAUGUAACAUCAUUUUCUAUGGCCUAAAGUUUUGAUUUAAGAUAAGGAAAUAUAAGUAGCCGUUAAUUCUUUACAAGACCUAAAUCUUCUGCUCCAAGUACUACCAGAAAUAGAUUUAAUUCAACUCAAUAACCAUCAAGCACAGGCUUCCAUGUCUUAUUCUGA
Molecule: messenger RNA, 1029 nt
Organism: Paramecium pentaurelia
Lineage: Eukaryota; Ciliophora; Oligohymenophorea; Peniculida; Parameciidae
Source: the annotation of a GenBank genome assembly